AUGAGCACCUCCGACGACACGGUCGCCCAGAUCAUCGUCAACAGCCUGUACAAUGCCGGCGUGCGCUUGGUGUUUGGCGUGCCCGGCGCCAAAAUCGACGCCAUCUUCGACUGCUUGAUGGACCACCCCGAGAUCAAGCUCAUCGUGGCCCGACACGAGCAAAACGCCGCCUUCAUGGCCGCCGCGGUGGGUCGCAUCACGGGCAUCCCAGGCGUCUGCAUCGGCACCAGCGGACCCGGGGCGUCGAACCUCGCCACGGGCCUCGUCACGGCGACGACGGAGAACGACCCCGUGGUGGCGCUGGUGGGCUCGGUGCCGCGCCACAUGAACCUCAAGCGCACGCACCAGAGCAUGCGCGCGCUGGACAUCCUGGGACCGACGGCCAAGGUCGCCGUGGGCAUCGACGUCGAGGACCAGGCCGCCGAGGUCGUCCUCAACGCCUUCCGGACCGCCAGCGCCGCGCCCAAGGGCGCCACCGUCAUCUCCAUCCCCCAGGACGUCGCGCGGGGCAGGUCGAGCAUCCUGCCGUUCCCGAGCGACGCGUUCGUGCCGCCCAUGUACGGGCCCGCGCCGCGGCAGACGCUCGACCGGGUGGUGGGCAUGAUCGAGCGGGCCAAGCUGCCCGUGCUGUUCCUGGGCAUGAGGGCGAGCAGUCCGCGCGUGGUCAGCGCGGUGCGGCGGCUCCUGUCCAAGUUCCCCUUGCCGACGGUCGAGACGUUCCAGGCCGCGGGUGCCGUGCCGCGCGAGCUGGUGCACCUGUUCUACGGGCGCGUCGGCCUGUUCCGGAACCAGGUCGGCGACAAGCUCCUGUCCAAGUCGGACCUGGUGCUCGCCGUCGGCUACGACCCCGUCGAGUACGACGCCAACCUGUGGAACCCGCGCGGCGCCCGCCACGUCGUCCACAUCGACUUCACCGCCUCCGACUACGGCACCUACUACCACCCCGUCGCGGAGCUGCUGGGCUCUGUCGUCGAGAACAUCACCUACCUGGCCGACCACCUCUCGCAAAUCUCCGAGCCCACCAUCUCCGACCUCUGCCAGGGCUUGAUCAGGGAGUACACCAUGUGGCAGGACAGGCCCGAGGUGCAGGGCUCGUCGACGGGGCUGGUCCAUCCGCUUCACUUCAUCACCACCUUGCAGGGCAUGGUGUCCAAGGACACGACCGUGUGUGUGGAUGUUGGAUCUGUGUAUAUCUACUUUAUGCGGUUCUUCUUUGCAUAUGAGCCGCGCCGGCUUUUAUGUUCCGACGGCCAACAAACGCUGGGCGUCGCGCUCCCGUGGGCCAUCUCUGCAUCCUUGACGCAACACCCGACUCCGUGCGCGGAAAAGGUCAUCUCCGUCUCCGGCGACGGCGGCUUCAUGUUCUCGUCCCAGGAACUGUCGACGGCCGUCCAGCAGGGCUGCGACAUCACGCACGUCGUCUGGAACGACCACGCCUACAACAUGGUCGAGUUCCAGGAGGUGCUCAAGUACGGGCGCGCGAGCGGCGUGCGUCUGGGGGGUGUCGACUUUGUGCGCUUCGCCGAGAGUUUUGGCGCCAAAGGCUUCCGCAUCGAGAGCGCGGGUCAGGUCGGACCGGUCCUGCGUGAGGCGCUGGCGUAUCGCGGCGUGAGCAUCGUCGAUGUCGCGAUCGAUUACUCGGGCAAUGUCGAGUUGGCGAGGAACGUCAUUGCGGAUGAGUGGAAUUGA
Fonsecaea pedrosoi CBS 271.37 is the source of this 1689-nucleotide messenger RNA. RefSeq names its product acetolactate synthase, catabolic. The coding region runs from base 1 to 1689 and encodes 562 amino acids. Gene Ontology annotation, cellular component: acetolactate synthase complex. The transcript has 3 exons. Lineage: Eukaryota; Fungi; Ascomycota; Eurotiomycetes; Chaetothyriales; Herpotrichiellaceae. Gene Ontology annotation, molecular function: acetolactate synthase activity; magnesium ion binding; flavin adenine dinucleotide binding. Gene Ontology annotation, biological process: butanediol metabolic process; L-valine biosynthetic process. The record is from RefSeq and is a predicted model, not a curated record.